AAAGAAAAAAACUCUGAAAAGCAGUGGCUACUGGCUCGUUCUAUCAAAAUAUACAUUGGUUUCUUCACCACCGCUCCUUCUCUUUCUCUGUUUCUUUCACUCCAUCUCUCUCUAGAUUUCCACUUUCUCCCUCUAGAGAUUCAGAGAAAUCUGGAGUUUGCCUUUUCAUUUCUCUUUGGGAUUAGUGGUCGUGGAGUGUAGGUUUAGGGUUACGGAAUUCGAAGGGGAUCUCGAUCUGUUGUUGGAGUAUUAGCGGAAGAUGAGUUUGGAUUCGGUCCCUUCGAACUCUCAUGGAAACCUGGACGAACAGAUUUCGCAGCUCAUGCAGUGCAAGCCCCUUUCGGAGCAAGAGGUUAGGGUGUUGUGUGACAAGGCUAAAGAGAUUUUAAUGGACGAAAGCAAUGUUCAGCCGGUGAAAAGCCCUGUUACAAUUUGUGGUGAUAUUCACGGGCAAUUCCAUGAUCUUGCUGAGCUUUUUCGCAUCGGAGGGAAGUGCCCAGAUACAAACUAUUUGUUCAUGGGAGACUACGUUGAUCGUGGCUACUACUCUGUUGAAACUGUAACACUGUUGGUAGCAUUGAAAGUGCGCUAUCCUCAACGGAUUACUAUUCUGAGAGGAAAUCAUGAAAGUCGUCAGAUUACUCAAGUAUAUGGGUUUUAUGAUGAAUGCCUGAGGAAGUAUGGCAAUGCCAAUGUGUGGAAGAUCUUCACGGAUCUCUUUGACUAUUUUCCACUGACAGCAUUGGUUGAAUCAGAAAUAUUUUGUCUCCACGGUGGAUUGUCUCCUUCCAUUGAAACCCUUGAUAACAUACGUAAUUUUGACCGUGUGCAAGAAGUACCUCAUGAAGGUCCAAUGUGCGACCUUCUUUGGUCUGACCCAGAUGAUCGUUGUGGCUGGGGUAUCUCACCUAGAGGGGCAGGAUAUACUUUUGGUCAGGAUAUAUCGGAACAAUUUAAUCACUCAAAUAACUUAAAGCUGAUUGCGAGGGCUCACCAAUUGGUUAUGGAAGGAUACAACUGGGGUCAUGAACAAAAGGUGGUAACUAUAUUCAGUGCGCCUAACUACUGUUAUCGAUGCGGAAACAUGGCAUCUAUCCUUGAAGUUGAUGACUGCAAGGGACACACAUUUAUCCAGUUUGAGCCUGCUCCUAGAAGGGGAGAGCCAGAUGUGACCCGGAGGACUCCUGAUUACUUCCUAUGAUGCGAUUGACAUCAGUGUUACCGUAUUGGUUUCUGGUAUCCACUGGCUGUUUUAUUUGUUGACAGGUAUUUUAAAACUAAGAGUACAUUCUGGUAGUGGUUGGGCAGCAAAAUACAUGUAAGAUGGGCAGGUGAGGCUUCGUUGAUUUGAUUGUUCAUUUGAGUUGGUUGAGUAUUCCACAACAGGGAGGCAGCGAAGCUGGUCAUGCAGUAGCAGCUUGUGUACAAUUUUCAGCGAACAAUAUGGAAUCUUACAUUUCAUUGUUGUUUUUUCUCCAUUUGUUUUGUUCUUCUAGGGUGGCUGUUGGGCCAUGGAAUUUGUAGAGGGACGACGAACGACGAACUUUUCUUGUAAUGGGUAAUAGGUGCUGCUGUUAUGUUUGAAAUAAUACUACUCUAAUAUUGAUUUCUGAGUCUUGAUGGUUUUGCUGGGAGAGUUCCUUUCAGAUAUUGAUAUUUGAUGGAACCAUAGGUGUAUUUUCUUUAUGAUAGUAGAAAGACCGUUCUUGCGGGCAAGGUUGCUCCCAAUCGGUCAUUUAUGGCCAA
Molecule: messenger RNA, 1746 nt
Organism: Tripterygium wilfordii
Lineage: Eukaryota; Viridiplantae; Streptophyta; Magnoliopsida; Celastrales; Celastraceae
Product: serine/threonine-protein phosphatase PP2A-3 catalytic subunit
Exons: 11
Coding region: 260-1201 (313 amino acids)
Biological process (GO): peptidyl-serine dephosphorylation; mitotic cell cycle
Cellular component (GO): cytosol
Molecular function (GO): protein serine/threonine phosphatase activity
Source: RefSeq, a predicted model, not a curated record